AGCAAAGUUAGCCCCGGCGAUUGGCAGCAAUGGGUCCGCGACCUCCAUGAACAAGUCGUCGAAUUUCUCAAAUCGCCCGAAUUUCCAUCUUGGCUUGGGCUACCAAGCCAAAGUGCAUGCCGGAUGCUUGACUAUGCCUGUGGAGAUGGCAUCAUCUCUAAGGGGCUCAAGCAGUAUUUCUCCUCGAUUGUCGGUGUCGACGUCUCUGGUAGCAUGCUGGAUAAGUACCGGAAGACGGCCGCUGAUCUGAGCUGCAGCACUGACGAGAUGGUCGGUGUCCGCGGUGAUCUGCUGUCCGAUAACGUACAGCCGACGGACCCGCCGCUGCCUGAGGAAGUUUUGCGCAACUUUGACCUCGUCGUUAUCAGCAUGGCUCUGCACCAUUUUGAAGAUCCCGAGCGUGCCCUGCAGCGGCUUGCAACGCGUCUGAAGGUGGGCGGUGUGUUUAUGGUUGUAGACUGGACCCCUCUUGAUCUCAGCACACCAGCACAGCGCCAGUAUGAGGAGGAACUGAGGGAGAGUGGCGAGAGCUUGGAACCUGACGGCUUCACGGAAGCGGAUAUGGAGGGCCUGUUUAAGCAGGCUGGAUGCGGAGAGGUCAGAUGGAAGCUGGCAGAGCAGUUGAGCCCCGUUCCUGUUGCUGGUGCUAAAGGCCAGUUGUUCUGGGCUCGAGCACAGAAGUUAGCGUGA
This is a messenger RNA of Trichoderma virens Gv29-8, 690 nucleotides long. RefSeq lists its product as uncharacterized. The transcript has 2 exons. NCBI's taxonomy places the organism in Eukaryota, Fungi, Ascomycota, Sordariomycetes, Hypocreales, Hypocreaceae. The annotation marks the transcript as partial. The record is from RefSeq and is a predicted model, not a curated record.